Ambispora gerdemannii is the source of this 296-nucleotide messenger RNA. NCBI's taxonomy places the organism in Eukaryota, Fungi, Glomeromycota, Glomeromycetes, Archaeosporales, Ambisporaceae. The record is from the annotation of a GenBank genome assembly.
AAGAGGAAGUUGCGGAACAACAGCACUACGUGUCAUCUACAUUCCCACUACCACCUAGAAAUGAAGAGGAUAAUGAACAAUCCAAAUGGAUCGAAAGCUCUCCAAACAAUCGUAUCAAAAAUAAACCUCGUAAAAGACCUCGUAAGGAAGACACCUCCAGCAAGAACGAGAAAAAAGCUAAAAGGGAAUAUACUACGGUAAAAAAGCCCAUCGAAGAGUUAUCCAACGCCAAAGAGCUCCAGCAUGAUUCACAUGUUCCGACACCAGUAUCGCAGAUAGAUAUGACAAAAGCCUGA